Messenger RNA from Menidia menidia (Atlantic silverside), 1868 nucleotides. Lineage: Eukaryota; Metazoa; Chordata; Actinopteri; Atheriniformes; Atherinopsidae. The record is from the annotation of a GenBank genome assembly.
GCAGCUGCGAAAACCGUCCGGGCAAAAACAGCAACCAAAAAAAAAACUUUUGCUAAGUUUCACCGUCAUCAGCAUACACAAUUGUGUAAUUCCACACUUUAAAUCAGUUUCAGGUGACUUUUUUCGUAGGCAUACUUGCCAAAAUGAACGUUAAUCUUUACUGGUUAUUUCUUGCGUUUUUAUGGUCUGCAGCAGCUGCUGCAGAGAUGGUAAAUAUCCCUGGAGGAAGGAUGUUGAUGGGAACCAGUGCAGCGGACGGGAGGGACGGAGAGUCUCCGGUCAGGGAGGCGUUAGUGCAGCCCUUUAGGAUGGACAAAUACCCAGUCACAAAUACAGACUUCAGAGACUUUGUGAGGGAACAGAAGUACAAAACAGAGGCGGAGACGUUUGGCUGGAGUUUUGUGUUUGAGGACUUUGUGUUAGAUGAGUUGAAGAGCAAAGUCACUCAGAGAAUUGAGUCUGCUCCCUGGUGGCUGCCUAUAGAGCGAGUGUUUUGGAGGCAGCCCGCAGGACCCGGCUCAGGGAUUCGGGAUCGUCUGGACUUUCCGGUGGUUCAAGUGAGCUGGAAGGACGCUCAGGCCUUCUGCAGCUGGAGGGGCAGCCGGCUGCCCACAGAGGAGGAGUGGGAGUGGGCCGCCCGCGGAGGACUGCAAGGCCGGACUUAUCCAUGGGGGAACAAGUUCCAGGCCAACAGGACAAACCUGUGGCAGGGAAAGUUUCCAGAUGGAGACACUGCAGAGGAUGGAUACCAUGGCACCUCUCCAGUCACAGCAUUUCCUCCCCAGAACAGUUAUGGGCUGUAUGAUAUGAUGGGGAACACAUGGGAGUGGACGUCCACGCCUUUCCCGUCAGCACAGCCCAUGUACGUGCUGCGCGGCGCCUCCUGGAUCGACACGGUGGACGGCUCUGCCAAUCACAAAGCUCGAAUCACAACCAGGAUGGGCAACACUCCAGACUCUGCCUCGGAUAAUCUGGGAUUCAGGUGCGCUGCCAGCCACGGACAGAAACAGUCUAAGAAGAAAGAGAACGCAGAGCUGUAGCAACGCAGAGCUCUUUAAAAGCUUGAGCCAUCCAUUGAUCAGAUAAUCUGAUGGCUUUCAACUUGAAAGCUGUAUGAAAACAAAAAAAGGAAAUGUGUCCGAUGAAUUAAAGUCACGACUGAGAAAUGAGUGGAACAACUAAGCAAAUGAGAGCAGGAAGAAAACUAAUUUCCUCCCAUGGAGAAUUCUUAAGCUUUCUUUUAUUUAUUUUUUCUCAGAUUGUGUUGUUUCAUUGAGGCAAAUGUUAAAAAAGAAUCCCAAAUCCCAAAGAAUCUAAUGUCUUUGGACCAUUGAAUCUGUUUUUUCCCAAAGCUCCAACAGUGCAUUCACUGGCUGCCAACACUGUGGUAGUCCUCCUUUUACACGCUGGCAUCUUUCUUUUGUUCAGUGUUGCGAUGUGACUUGAGAGCAAAUGGGUGCAUCAGUUCAGCCACAGAAGCUCUAAUCCUGGUCUGGACUUCCUGUUUGCGUUCUCCUCUUGAGCUGUUGGCUGAUAAGAGCGUGGGAUGCCUUCUGAGAAAAACUCCACCAUUGGUUCUGUAAGAGUCCCCGUGAAAAUGCAAAGGCUUCUGUGUGUUUUCAGCACAUGUGGAGGUGGAGCAAAAUGUGCAUGUUAUUUUUAUUUUUUAUUUUUUUUAUGGACAAUGUUCUUUUUUUUAGCAUAAACAGCAUGUCUACACAGCAUCCUAAAAGCUGAUUGUGUAUUUGAUAAUCCAAUAGGAUCACUUUUGUAAAUUGUGAAGCAGAAUUAAAAAAAAAGGUAAAGUAGAAAAAAAAAGGUUUCUCUGAACACCCUCACAGUUCCUGCCUGAAACCCAACCUCUACAG